Cuscuta europaea is the source of this 369-nucleotide messenger RNA. NCBI's taxonomy places the organism in Eukaryota, Viridiplantae, Streptophyta, Magnoliopsida, Solanales, Convolvulaceae. The record is from the annotation of a GenBank genome assembly.
AUUUCUACUUCGACUUCGACCAUUCUUCCAUCUCCUUCAAGAACCAUGAAGUGCAAAACUCCUACGAUUCCUCUGGUGAAAACCCAAGCAAGACGGAGACUUGUGAAAGCAUCGGAAGUGAUGGAAGCCGCAGAUGAACCCGAUAUUCAGGUCCCUUACUUGCCUCCUGUGGUGGACUGCUCGCUGUUCCCAAAUAUGAAGCUCACAGUGAGGCAAAAUUUGGAUGAAUUUCAAGGAUUAAUGUUUGAUAGCCUAGGGGGAUUUCCCACUCUCAUGAGUAGAUUUAGAGGCAGUGUAUUUGGGAGACACAUUGAUGUUUCUUUCAUCCCUGUUCCAUCACUUUUGUGACCACUCCUGUCGAGAUUAGCG